AUGGUAGCCCUUCAACUCAACAUCGACUGGAAGUCGCAUCGACGCGCCAUCGCCUACUGUUUGGUGGCCGCCAUCGGUGCCCUUUGCUACGGCUAUGAUACGAUCUACUACACCGGGAUUCAGGGUAUGGUAUGGUUUGCCAAGGACUAUGGCGUGAAAACCGCAGAAGGCUCCUACGAGCUUGCAACAACCUUCCUGUCGGUGUCGGCCAGUAUCAUCUACGUGGGAGAGUUCGUCGGCGCUUUUCUUGCCGCUCCUAUCAACGACCUUUUCGGCCGACGUUCCGUCUUUCUGACGGCAUCUCUGUGUAUCGUUGUCGGUGCCAUCGUGCAAGUGUGCUCCUUUAGCUCUGCUCCAGUUUUCUAUGUCGGCCGCGUCCUGGUUGGUCUAGGCAUCGGGCAAUUCACUGCUACUUGUCUUAUGUACAUUGGAGAGGUGGCACCCUCUGCCAUCAGAGGUCCGGCUCUCAUGUGCUUCCAAUUCAUGCAGUCCGUCUCUCAAUUGGUCGGAGCCUGUGUAAACGAAGGCACCAAAGACAUCGCCAGCGCUCAAUCCUAUCGCAUCCCCAUGGCCCUCCUGGUUGUUCUUCCCGGGAUCAUGCUCUUGUGCCUGCCAUUCACCCCCGAAACUCCAGUGUGGUACAUGUACAAAGACAAGCGUGAGAAAGCCAUCAAGGCUCUCCGCAAGAUCAACCGCAGCUAUCCGGACUACGACCCCACAACGGACAUCCAAGCCAUCGACGACCAAGUCCAAACGGAGCGCGAAAUGGCCAAGAAUGCCAGUUGGAUCUCCCUCAUCACAGACCCCGUCGAGCGCCGGAAACUCUUCUACGCCUGCGGCGUCAUGUUCGUCCAGCAGAUCAACGGCAUCCAGUUCUGGUACACGUACGGCGUGGUCUUUGCGCAGUCCAUCGGCGUUGCCUCUCCCUUCACCAUUAACAUUGGCAUUUACGUCCUGCAAAUCGUCACGGUGGGCGUCGCAGUGAUUUUCGGCAACAAGAUCAAGCGGCGCACAAACCUCCUCGUCUGCUCGUGCGGUAUCUUUGUCUCUCUCAUCGCCGUCGGCGGCCUCGGCACCACCCGGUUACCAGACGGGUCCUUCAGCCGCGGCGUGGGGAUCGGCAUCGUUGUCCUCGCGUACUGCAACAUUGUCUUCUACAACUUCUCCAUCGGUACACUGUCUUACAUGAUCGCGUCGGAAAUGUCCGUCGGCCGCAACAGGAACAAGAUCACCGCGUGCGCUAUUGGCACCUUCUUCUUCACCGUCUGGCUCAUGGUCUUCACCAGUCCCUACAUGUACUACACGGGUAACCUGGGACCGAAGAUCGGGUUUGUAUAUGGAGGGACAACCCUCUUCUUGCUGGCGUACUCGUGGUUCUGUGUUGGCGAGACGGCGGGUCGCAGCAAUGCGGACAUCGAGAGACUCUUCCAGGACCGGGUUCCUGUACGUGAGUGGGCAACUUAUGUGAUCCCUAGUGAUGAGACGGUUAUUCAGAAGAAAGGCGCGGAGGACGAGCAGGUUGAGAUGGCAUGA
Penicillium argentinense is the source of this 1533-nucleotide messenger RNA. RefSeq lists its product as uncharacterized. The record is from RefSeq and is a predicted model, not a curated record. Gene Ontology annotation, molecular function: carbohydrate:proton symporter activity. Gene Ontology annotation, biological process: transmembrane transport; carbohydrate transport. Gene Ontology annotation, cellular component: membrane. NCBI's taxonomy places the organism in Eukaryota, Fungi, Ascomycota, Eurotiomycetes, Eurotiales, Aspergillaceae. The coding region runs from base 1 to 1533 and encodes 510 amino acids. The transcript has a single exon.